Messenger RNA from Mus caroli (Ryukyu mouse), 813 nucleotides. NCBI's taxonomy places the organism in Eukaryota, Metazoa, Chordata, Mammalia, Rodentia, Muridae. The record is from RefSeq and is a predicted model, not a curated record.
AGAAGACUAGAAAAGUGUUGGCUAGUGUGCUAAGAGGUACAGACUUUGUUGUCAGAUAUGAGCUGACAAUGCCCUCCACUUAUUCUUGCCUGGUGCAGCUUANGNAUUUCAGGGCUAGGGNGAUUACAAUAGGAAGUCAGGCAUAUGUUUAGUGAUGGUGGUUGUGAACAGGGACCUAGCUGAGGAGCCCAGCUUGAAGAAACCUAUGAUGCACUAUCAGGGAUUCACAGUGUCUCUAGAUUUUCCUCUUCCUCAGGCUUCUGUGUGGGACAAAGCAUGGUUUCCCUUUCCCUGCCCUAUUAUCUCUACAAGGUUACAAGUGUUUUUCUACCUACAGGCUCUGUUGGGGAGCCAUCACCCCAACCCCCCACCAUCAAUGAGCAGGAGAAGAGAUGCGAAAGGUUGGAGAAGCUCAAAAGAGAGCUCCAGAACAUAAAAAAUGCCAGAGACAAACUUCAGGGAAUCCUGGCCAAUUACACUAUCAAUAACAGGAUCAACUUUGAGACAUAUAUGCUUGAGAUGCAACAUGACCAGGUGAUGACUGACUUGAAGAGAAUGCCCCAGGGCAACAGUGAGGCCUUGUCCAAGUGCAAGGAGUUGACUAAAGAAAAUCAGUGGUUCAAUUUCAGGAAAUGCCAUCUCCUGAUUGAAUCUAAGCUCAAGCAGCACAAAGUCAGGAUGUUGAGGAAGAACAGACAGCUGCUAAGGGAGCAGAUUGCAUUGGCAGAAUGCAACAUAGCAACAAAAAUACUAUGUAAAGAAGGCAGCCAGAAGAUCAAAGACCACUAUACUAAGCAGCAGCAGGUAGGAUGA